UCGGAAAUGGCAGGAACACCUGCCGGCAAAUCGCCGGCACCAAAGCGUCUUUGUAUGGGUGAGAAUAUAGGGCCGGUGAAUCUGAGGACAUGGAACUGGCAGUAUACGGGCUUCCGUCCAGUUAGAUCUGGGCUGAGAGAUUUGUUGGAAGAAAGGCCACGACUGGAAGAAAAGCAUAACUGACGACGAAGGAACAGCAACAAGUGAACCAAAUCGAGGAGAGAGAGCACUAACUGGCGAGAUCCCUGAGUUUCCAUUGAUUCACUCAGGAGAAAGUUUGCAGGUGGGACUGAUCUGCACCGUGACCAAAGUGCAAACAAAACGACGACAAUCAGCAAUCGUCAGUCAGAAUCAAAAUGGCUACAGGUGGAAAAUUAAAUCGGAUACGGAAGGUACUCAAUAGGUUCUUACCAUGCAGCCCAUCGAGGGCAGAUGAUCGUGACACGGGAUGCAAGGGACCAAUGCUGGGUCGAAUUGAGAGCAAUGUCCCUCUAGAAUAUGGUGUGGCCUCAGCGGAAGAGGAGCAAAUUCAGCCCAGAGACAGUGACGUCAGAGACACUGGGCAGGACCCUGGAACUGGCACAAGUCAGGCGACUGCCUGUCAGCACGGAAGCUCAUUAAACACGGAAUUGUCAAGUGCCCAACAGGGAGUGGAGCUCGAGUUUACAAUUUCUGACCUCCUGGCACAGGGGGGUGAAUAUCAACUCUACCAACUGACAAAGUUCUACUGGCACAGACUCCAACACGCAAUUGAAGAAAAAGUUGAAAGACUUGGUUGGAUGUUGACAAAGGAGGGACAUUUCAGUAGAGAAGAAAAUGAGAAGGUCACUGAAAUGACAGAGAAGGGAAACCGGACAGAGGGGUCCAGACUUUUCCUCAGUUUGGUGAUGGACAAAGGCUCCCAGGCCCGGAGGUCGAUGUGGGAAUCCUUUGUGACGUGGAGGACUGAGCUACCGAAGUUGGACAGAAUACUGAGGGAAAUACAGGAGUUCGGUCCUGAUCGACAGGUGUACAUGAACAUUGCCCCGGUGUUAUCAGAGUUACCCACUGAACUGAUAGAUGUUCAGCAGAAACACAAAGAGACUCUACGGGCACAAACUGAAAAAUUGAGAGUAAACACGAUCCUGAUGACUGAGAAGGUGAAGGUUUUCCAGUUGGUUGAUCGAUACGCUGAGCUCACGGUCAUUUCUACUGUUCGAGAUCGGAGACUGGUGGAGCAUGAGCUGUUGGCAAGAGGCAGAGACCACGAGCAGUGGAGAGAGAAACAUCUCCGCAGAGAGCUGGAAAAAAUCCGGACUGAUCAUCUAUUUCAGAGCAGUUAUUCACAUGGCUUAUGGGACAGAAUUAAAAGAUUCAUCACACGGUCAACUUCGGGCUGUUCGGCAGCAGUGGCCGGAGUCCCGGGGAUCGGGAAAACAACGAUGGUACAAAAGAUUGUUUAUGACUGGGCCACGGGGAAAAUAUAUCAGCAAUUCCAGUUUGUGUUCAGUUUCAAAUUCCGGGAUUUAAACUCCAUUAACUGUAGAAUAAACCUAAGGGAACUGAUUCUUGAUCAGUAUCCUUACUUUGGGAAAUUCCUGAGAGAGGUCUGGAAGAACCCAGAGGGAUUGCUCUUUAUAUUCGAUGGUUUGGAUGAAUUCAAGCAAAGAAUCGAUUUUGCUGACAGUCGGAGAGAUACAGAGCCCAGGCACCAGUGCCCAGAUCCCGAGUGGUGGUGUGAAGUGUCUGACAUUGUGUACAGUUUAAUCCAGGGCAAGCUGCUCCCAGGGUGUUCAGUCCUGGUGACCACACGUCCCACUGCGUUACAUUUAUUAGAAAAGGCAGAGAUCAGUAUCUGUGCUGAAAUCCUGGGAUUUGUUGGUAAGGAACGGAAGGAAUAUUUCAUUCGGCAUUUUGAAGAUGAGACGGUUGCAGCUGCUGUUUUCAAACACGUGAAGGAGAACGAGAUCCUGUACACCAUGAGCUACAACCCCUCCUACUGCUGGAUCCUCGCUCUGGCAUUAGGACCCUUCUUCACACAAAGAGACAGGGACCCACAGCGGGUUCCCAAGACCAUCACCCAACUGUACUCCUACUACAUUUACAACAUCCUGAAAAACCACGGCCGUGAGAUUGAGAACCCGCGUGAUGUGUUACUCAGGGUUGGUCAGAUGGCCUUCAGAGGAGUGUCCCAGAAGAAGAUUGUGUUUACAGAUGGUGAUUUAAUCAACUACAAUCUGCAGCCUUCCCAGUUCCUGUCCGGGUUCCUGAUGGAGCUUUUGGAGAGAGAGGAUUCUGCCCAGUGUGUGGUGUACACAUUCCCACACCUCACCAUCCAAGAGUUUGUAGCUGCAGUCGCACAAUUCCUGAAUCCACAUCCCGGGGAUAUCCUGAAAUUCCUCACUGAAGCCCACAAUACAAUAGAUGGGCGAUUGGAGGUAUUUCUCCGUUUUGUUGCUGGACUCUCCAGCCCAAUGACAGCUCGGGGCCUGGAGGAGUUUCUGGGUCCAUUUCCUCAUCAAACAACCUGCCGGGUGAUUGAUUGGGUGAAAGAGGAGGUUAAACGCCAGAUUGGAAACAUGAGGAGUGAAGCCGGUAAUAGGAGCCUCCUGAACACAUUGCACUACCUGUUUGAGUCUCAGAAUUGUAGACUGGCCCAGGCCGCACUGGGAUCUGUGGAAACACUUUCAUUCCGUGGAAUGAGACUGACCCCGAUUGAUUGUGCGGUCCUGUCUCAUGUCAUCAAACUCUGUGAAACAAUAAAACAGCUCAAACUGGAGUACUGCCUGAUUCAGUGUGAAGGGAUCCAGCGGCUGGGACCCGGGCUGCACAAAUGCCAGGACCUGAGACUUGGAGAUAAUAAACUGGGAGAUUCAGGAGUGAAACUGGUGUCAGCAGCUCUGACGAACCCAGAGUGUAAAAUACAGAAACUGUGGCUGGACUAUGUCGGUCUUACAGAUUCUGGUGCCAAAGAUCUCGCCUCCGCUCUCAGUACAAACCCAUCACUGGCGGAGCUGAACCUGAGUGGUAAUGAACUGGGAGAUUCAGGAGUGAAACUGGUGUCUGCGGCUCUGAGGGACCCAGAGUGUGAAAUGCAGGAACUGUGUCUGAACAGUGUCGGUCUCACAGAUUCUGGGGCCGAGGAUCUCGCUUCCGAUCUCAGUACAAACCCAUCACUGACGGUGCUGAGCCUGGCAUCAAACUCGCUCACAGACCGAUCUAUCCCCGCUCUCCGGCGCCUCAUACUGACCCUCUCGUGUUUGGAGUGGAUCCGCCUGGCUGGGAAUCAGUUCAGUGAGACCGGGAAGAAGGAAUUGCGAUCUCUGAAGGAACCCAGACCCGGACUGAAAGUGGAUCUAUGAAUAUCGGCAUGUUUGAAAAUCUCAGACCUCUGUGACGUCAGCGAUGGAUCCCCAGUGACGUAAUUCCGUCUCACGUCCAGAGUCGCUGUUUCCGGCGUAGUCCGGGUUGAGAGCUCCGCCAGCUGUGACACCGAGAAUUACACAGACAGGAAGACACCGUGGGUGGGGCUGUUCCCGGGAUGGGAUUAUUCCAGGAGAGAAUUUUUUUUUUCAGUUUGGGAUGACGAUGCAUUCGGCAGUCCGGCCGAUAUAAUGAUGUUAAAUUAACAGACUCCUCGGCAGUGACCCUGGAUCUGCAAAGAUCUCGGACACGGCCCUUAAGUGUGACUUUAUAAUCAUUGGUGAGAAAUGGGACUGUUUCUUCAAACUGUCACUCGUUGUCGCCGAUUGUGUGUAACCGUGAGUGAAUCGCGAACAGUGUAUUUAUUCCUGCACGUCAGCAGCUCACAUAUUGUUUAAGUUACUAUUGUCAUGAUUCAAUCAGUAAACCGCUGCAAUUU
Messenger RNA from Hypanus sabinus (Atlantic stingray), 3841 nucleotides. RefSeq names its product NACHT, LRR and PYD domains-containing protein 3-like. Gene Ontology annotation, cellular component: cytoplasm. Lineage: Eukaryota; Metazoa; Chordata; Chondrichthyes; Myliobatiformes; Dasyatidae. The record is from RefSeq and is a predicted model, not a curated record. The transcript is spliced from 12 exons. Gene Ontology annotation, molecular function: protein binding. Bases 357 to 3341 code for a protein of 994 amino acids.